AUGCUUAUUACAAUUUAGCAAUCCAAUCUACUUAUCCUUCGAUCAAUGCUAGUAUGUUAGACACAACUUCAUUAUCUUACAUUACUGUGACUUUUCUCAAUUCGGUGGAACUUUCCUAUGGCAACAUAUCAAUAUAUCAAUUCGAUCCUGCUACUGAAAAACAAUCACUUCGUCAAUCAACGCCGGCAACUUUAUGUACUCUCAUUGAUAAUAGUACAACUGUGAAAGUAAAUAUUUUACCUUGCACUUUUAGUGUGCCUGGUGCCAAUUAUUAUGUCAUGUUUGAUAAUAAUUUUGUAAAGAAUUAUGCUUAUAAAGAUCCUCUAAAAGGAUUACGUGAUCAUAUAUGGACAUUUAACACUGCACCAAAAGAUGAUAUAUACUCAGGUCUUUUACGCCUGACGGUGAACGGCACAAUGUACUUUGACUCGCUUGAUCAAAAUCUUCGAAACCAGUUCUUUGACAAUUUAACUGCUGAACUUUCCCAAAUGAUCCCGGUUGAAAAAAGUCGAUUAUCAACAAAUAGAAAAUCUCAAAUAGAUCCUUCAAAUAAUAUCGUGAAGCAAGAAUUACUAAAUCUUGAUAUUAAAUCAACAAGAGAUCCUAAACAACCAAGUGUUGUUACAGUUAUUAAAAUUUUAGAUAGUUUGAUCAAGAAUAAAGCUUAUACCCCAAUAAUAACAGGCCAAACUACUCGAUAUUUAGAUCCCACAUACGGAUUUCAAGAAUCGCCUGAUUUAUGGGAAAAGUACAUGUUGAGAUUUAUUCUGGUAUUUUUGGCCGUUUGCGUUCCUAUAAUUCUUUUCCUUAUAGCUCGACGCAUAGAAAAAACGGGACAUAACGUUGUUGUUAUACAAUUGGGCUUCAUUAUUUUUGAUGUAGUAAUAAAUUCUCUCUUUGCCGGUAUUAAUGGUAAAGACGUUAGAUGGCUUUAUAUUCCAAGUGUAGUUUUUCUGACAGUUCCAAUAGGAUUAAACAUCAUAGUAGCUUAUUUAUUAAUAGACCAAGAAAAUCACAAUAAAAAAUUUUUUACAUGGUUUACCAAAUUUGGAAAAAUCACAGCAAUUAUUACAUUAAUUGCAGGUGCAAAUAUUGAAGCACUUACGGUGCUAUUUUCAAAUGUCGCAGGAUUGGCAUUUGCUCGAGCUCCGUUUAGUUUAAAGGCAAAAUCUAAAAUUUUUUGGUGGUCUUGUAUUAAUAUAUUUAUUAAAGAUAUUCCCCAAAUUAUUAUUCAGGUAUUAUAUCAAAAAAACACAGUAAUAUACGAUAUAAUACCUCUUUUAACAUUAAUUACAACCAGUGUGAACUUAGCAAUUAAUGUGAUUAAUAAAUUAUAUCAAGGUAAAAAUCGAUUUAGACAUAAAAAUAGUGAUCACUAUCCAACGCCAGGUCAAUCGAAUGAUGAUAAUAAUAAUGAUAAUGACAAUGAUGAUGAAAUUAUUGAAGAUAAUAAUAUGAACAAUUUAAAUAUAAGUAAUUCAAAUAAUUUGAAUAAUUCAAAUAAUUCGAAUGAUUCGAAUAAUUCGAAUAAUUCGAAUAAUUCAAUUAACUCAAUUAACUCAAUUAAUUCAAUUAAUUCAAGUAAUUCAAUUAAUUCAAAUAAUUCAAUUAAUUCCACACAAAAAGUACCGUCAUCGUUAUACGGAAAUUAUUCAAGAGAUACUGAAAGUAGGUAUAGUAAUUAUAAUGGUGAAAUGAAUGUUGUUGAUACGAGAUAUCAUGUUGAUGAAGCACACGAUGAUGAUAUUAUUGAAGUCAUUGAUGGGUCUUAA
Molecule: messenger RNA, 1772 nt
Organism: Racocetra persica
Lineage: Eukaryota; Fungi; Glomeromycota; Glomeromycetes; Diversisporales; Gigasporaceae
Source: the annotation of a GenBank genome assembly